AUGGAAACUGAUUUGAUCACUCCGAAUCAGACCAGAUCGGCUUGUAUCACUGAAAAGCUGUUACUUACGCACGAAUUGAGAGCCAGUGUCCGAUUUGUUGUCAAGGCUAACGGCGAGCAAGGAGAAAAGUCGAGCAAAUCUGAUGCAGGCGUCACUGAGACUGGGCCAAACAGCAGUCGGGCAGGUCGGCUAGGCAACCCGUUGAUCAAGCAAACAUUUAGCUACGACCUUGCCGGAAUUCUCCGGAUGAAAAACAUGUGUGGGCUUAAUUCGGCCGAAACGGCCGGCUCAGCAAUUCUGCUGGCCGAAAGCCAAUUAGGAGCACAUGGGAAGAAAGAGACGGCCGAAUCCUUCGCAAUAAUGAGACACAACUGUGUGACUCACAUUGCUCGGCGAAAUCUGAUGAAUUGCACACAGGCACGUGGACACUUGUGA
Molecule: messenger RNA, 435 nt
Organism: Protopolystoma xenopodis
Lineage: Eukaryota; Metazoa; Platyhelminthes; Monogenea; Polystomatidea; Polystomatidae
Source: the annotation of a GenBank genome assembly